This is a messenger RNA of Microthlaspi erraticum, 456 nucleotides long. The record is from the annotation of a GenBank genome assembly. NCBI's taxonomy places the organism in Eukaryota, Viridiplantae, Streptophyta, Magnoliopsida, Brassicales, Brassicaceae.
AUGAAGACGGAGAUGCUAAUGAUCCUCUUUGCGCUUAUUUCAGUAGCAGCAACAGCACAAGUUCCUCCUACUACCUAUAGAACUUGGUGCACUUGCAACCAAUAUUCCUCCCUUGCUAAACUGAGAUGGGAAGUAAGUUGGGCUUGUAAGAAUGGUGCUGAUUGCUCACCAAUUGAAAAAGGUGGCCGUUAUCAGAACCUCAACUUCACAGACCAAGCUACGUAUGCUUUCAAUGACUAUUACCAGAAGGAUCCUACACAACGCGUUUGUUAUUUCAAUGGCGCUGCUGGGAUUACAAAUGAAGACCCAAGUACUCCGACGUGUCAGUUCCCAUCUAACAGCACUACUGCAUUCCCAUUUGAUUCGUCAACAAGAAGGGAAGUUCCAAACCUAGGAAGCUUCUUGUGGGGUCUUGGAUUCACAUACCUGGCUUAUCUUGCUGCUCAGAUAGCAUGA